CACUUUUCAUAGAGUGUUUAAGUCAGAUGAGAACGCGUUAACGUCGUUUCUGAGGUUGAAGACACUGAAACACUGGUCUCAGCCUGGCGAUGGGUCUGCUGGAGGACUGUCAGGACCUGUUCGGAUCCUCAGACCUGUAUGAGGUCCUGGGUGUGCCGCGGUCGUCCUCGGAGGCCGAGGUCAGGAGAGGUUACUACAAAACCUCUCUGCAGGUCCAUCCAGACCGGGUGCCCCAAGACCCGCAUUCCACCAGCAAGUUCCAGACUCUGGGGAAAGUGUACGCUGUGCUGAGCGUCGCAGAGCAGCGAGCCGUGUACGACGAGCACGGCAUCGUUGACGAAGAGUCGGACACUGUGAAAGAAGGACGAGACUGGGAUGAAUACUGGAGACUGCUGUUUCCUAUAGUCACCCUGCAGGACAUCGUGAACUUCGAGCAGACGUAUAACGGUUCAGAUGAAGAGCAGCAGGACCUGCUGCGUCUCUACAGAGACUGCAGCGGGGACAUGGACCAGAUCCUGGACUCAGCUCUGUGCUGCGGACCGGACGACGAGCCACGGGUCAGACGCAUCCUGCAGGCAGCCAUCGAUGGCGGCGACCUGCCGGCUCUGAGAGCGUUCACACACAAGAACUGCAGAAAGAAAGCGGCACGAAAACGCAAAGCGGACACUGGGCGUGCUCAGUCUGAGCAGCUGAAGAAGGAGCUCAGCCUGGACGAGGUCAACGACCUGUCGUCAAGGAGGGCAGCGUCUCGUGAGGCCGGCUUCAGUUCUCUGAUCAGCAGCAUGGAGGAGAAAUACUGCAACAACAAACCUGCCAAGAAGAAGAAGAAGUGA
Molecule: messenger RNA, 833 nt
Organism: Seriola dumerili (greater amberjack)
Lineage: Eukaryota; Metazoa; Chordata; Actinopteri; Carangiformes; Carangidae
Product: dnaJ homolog subfamily C member 9-like
Exons: 7
Coding region: 90-833 (247 amino acids)
Cellular component (GO): nucleus; cytoplasm
Molecular function (GO): heat shock protein binding
Source: RefSeq, a predicted model, not a curated record